Messenger RNA from Colius striatus (speckled mousebird), 4350 nucleotides. It is a transcript of the gene TAF5L, whose product is annotated as TATA-box binding protein associated factor 5 like. Bases 112 to 1881 code for a protein of 589 amino acids. Gene Ontology annotation, biological process: regulation of DNA-templated transcription. The transcript has 5 exons. The record is from RefSeq and is a predicted model, not a curated record. NCBI's taxonomy places the organism in Eukaryota, Metazoa, Chordata, Aves, Coliiformes, Coliidae. Gene Ontology annotation, cellular component: histone acetyltransferase complex; nuclear protein-containing complex. Gene Ontology annotation, molecular function: transcription coactivator activity; protein binding.
GGCGGCGCGCCCGCCGGCAGCGUCUGGCGCUGCUGGGCGCAGUGACAGCGCCCCCCCCCGGCCCCGCCGGACCCCGCCUCCCGCCGCCACCGCCGCCUGCGAUGCUCAGUCAUGAAACGCGUACGCACAGAACAGAUUCAGAUGGCAGUGUCCUGCUACCUCAAGCGCCGUCAGUAUGUGGACUCAGAAGGUCCCCUAAAACAAGGGCUGAGGCUGUGUCAGACUGCUGAAGAGAUGGCAGCUAAUCUCACAGUCCAAUCUGAAUCUGGUUGUGCCAACGUUGUGUCUGCAGCUCCCUGCGUGGCAGAGCCACAACAAUAUGAAGUACAGUUUGGACGACUACGCAAUUUUCUCACAGAUUCAGAUUCUCAGCACAGCCAUGAAGUGAUGCCUCUUCUGUAUCCCCUCUUCGUCUACCUCCAUCUGAACAUGGUCCAGAAUGGCCUGAAAAGCACAGUGGACAGUUUUUACAGCCGCUUCCAUGGCAUGUUCUUGCAGAAUGCCAGCCAGAAGGAUAUCAUUGAGCAGUUGCAGACUACCAUGACUAUUCAAGAUAUCCUGUCCAACUUGAAGCUCCGGGCUUUUCUGGACAACAAGUACGUCAUCCGCCUUCAAGAGGACAGCUACAACUACCUUCUUCGCUACCUCCAAAGUGACAACAACAACGCCCUGUGCAAAGUCCUGAUGUUGCACAUUCACCUGGACGUGCAGCCCGCCAAGAGGACUGACUACCAGCUCUAUGCAGGGGGCAGCUCCUCGCGCAGUGAGAGCAACGGCCUAGAGCCCAGCGAUGUGCCAGCGUCCAUCCUACAGAACGAGGCAGCGCUGGAUUUACUGCAGGACAGCAUUAAACGUGUCAAGGAUGGGCCCCCUUCCUUAACCACCAUCUGUUUCUAUGCCUUCUAUAACACAGAGCAGUUGCUGAACACUGCAGAGAUUUCACCAAACAGCAAGCUGCUCGCUGCUGGGUUUGACAAUUCAUGUGUGAAGCUGUGGAGCCUGCGUGCCAGGAAGUUAAAAUCCGAGCCCCACCUUGUUGAUGUGUCCCGCAUCCGGCUGGCUUGUGACAUCCUGGAUGAGGAGGAGGAAGAGGAUGACAGCGCAGGCACGGAAAUGAAGAUCCUGAGAGGGCACUGUGGACCAGUGUACAGCACGAGGUUCCUUUCAGACAGUUCAGGACUCUUAUCUUGUUCUGAGGACAUGUCCAUCAGAUACUGGGACCUCGGAAGUUUUACAAACACUGUGUUGUACCAAGGACACGCCUACCCUGUCUGGGAUUUGGAUAUUAGCCCCUGCAGCUUGUACUUUGCCAGCGGUUCCCACGACCGCACAGCAAGGCUCUGGUCCUUCGAUCGGACGUACCCGCUGCGGAUAUACGCGGGCCAUUUGGCCGACGUGGACUGUGUCAAGUUCCACCCCAAUUCCAACUACUUGGCAACGGGCUCCACGGACAAAACCGUGCGCCUGUGGAGCACUCAGCAGGGCAACUCGGUGCGUCUCUUCACCGGGCACCGUGGCCCCGUGCUGGCACUCGCCUUUUCUCCCAAUGGUAAGUACCUGGCAUCUGCAGGCGAAGACCAGCGGCUCAAGCUGUGGGACUUGGCCUCGGGAACUCUUUACAAAGAGCUGAGGGGGCACACGGACAACAUAACCAGCCUUACUUUUAGCCCCGACAGUAGUUUAAUUGCUUCAGCAUCGAUGGACAACUCGGUCCGGGUCUGGGACAUUCGGAACACUUACUGCAAUGCCCCUGCAGACGGGUCUUCCAGUGAACUGGUUGGUGUAUAUACUGGACAGAUGAAUAACGUACUGAGUGUACAGUUUAUGGCCUGUAAUCUUCUUCUAGUGACUGGAAUUGCACAAGAAAAUCAGGAACAUUAAUUAUUGGGUUUUUUUCUUAGGGAAGCGGGCGGGUGUAUUGAAUGCCAGAGUACAUUGCAAGCUGAGAUUACUGACUGUGAAAUGCUUCUCUUCCUCUGCCCCCCAUGAAAGGCAUGUUCAGAGUGAUGCAAAUGCUUUACAAUGUCUUGCCCACAAAAAGGCCUGUGCUGUUGAAUGGAACAAGGGGAAAAAAGAGUGAUGAAAAUAUGUAUACGUUCUAAUCUUGUACCUGUGGGGAUGGGGAAAGGGGGAGUAAAUCCAGUAGCUUGGGGAAACCAACAGCGUGGUCCAGACAAGUGAAACUGCCAACCAGAUAAGCUGUUGACCUGCACUUAAAUAGCCUAUAUUGAUUGACUGAUGGUCACAUCAUACCUACUGUUCACUGAGGCUUGAGUGUGUGGAGAACUACUGGCCUCAUGUUUUUUUGUUUUGCUUUGCUUUUAUUUCCCAGGUAUUCCAGAGGACCAGCAUUUUAAGACCCUUCUAGCUUCUACAGUGAUAGUGGUCCUAAAUAUUACAGCUCCCUAUAGCACUUUGGGAAUAUUUUGGACUAGCUAAGUAGAAAAUACCAUCUUUCUAGUAAGGGGCUGGAAAUCUGACCUCAGUUGGGGCCCAUCUCUGCAUUGUCAUUUGGGUUUGGUUCCUGGUACUAGCUGUGAUAUUUGUAUUUAUGUUCCAUUAAUUAGGAAUCUUUCUGAAUCUGGUUGCACUGUGUUUUGAGGAUGGGAAGACACUAGGGGUAGGGUGGUGACUUUAAAGGUAAUAAAUGACUCGCCUUUUCUGGAGGGAGGGCACAAUAGAGCUGAAGCAGCUAAGUUUGGACUCCUAAUGGAAAUGGGCCAUGUCAAUCCACCACUGCACCUCACAGAAGAAUUUCCAUAAAUGGAAGUUGGCAGUUGAGGGAGAGGGAGAGAGAGACACACACACACAAAGUAACAUGGGAAAAAUAGUAUUACUAAAUUAUUGUGCGUACACAGAGGCAGCUCUGCCAGAGUAGGAAUUUUCUCAAAAUAUUGCAAUAUCAGUUUCAUGAACACUUUGUGAGAUAAAUCAUCAGCAUUUACGACGAGGAUCUGCAGAAAAAGCACGUUCUAGUUUGUCAUUUGGAGAGAUUAAAUAUUUCUGCUUUCUGGAAAGAGUUAUUUUGUAUUUUGUUUUCUAUUAAAAGCAUUUAGUUUAAAAAAAAAAAUUGUUUGGUCCCUUUCUGGGAAACUUGUGACUUGCAUGGGAAGGAGAAGACCAGGAGCAUGCCUCUCCUACACUGCACAAGCUAGAGCCCACUGGGCGCCCAAGGGCUGAAUCUGGUGGCCUUGCUUACUUGUUGUGUGCUAGUUUGGUAUACCCCUAUUUGUUUUCCACAGAGCUGAUUUGGCAGAUCAUGGAGUAGGGUAUUGACACAGCUUUGUAGGUCAGCUGAAAUACACAUAGAGGAUCUAGGUGCCCUCUGAGGUUGAUACUGUGCACCAGACCAGAAGGCCUCAUUACAUAGUGCUGCAUGAUCUUUACUUUGUAGUUUGAUAUUCUAAAAUGCCUCUUUUGAGCUAAGGCACAAUCAUAAUGUCUUACAGACAAGCUGUUGGUAUGAAAUGGUAAUUCUCUUCAGCUCCUCUCAGACCUUAUAGACUUUGAGAGAAUUCUCCUGAGAACAUCCAAAUAACCUAAGAAGUAACCUCUGUGCUCAAUUCUAUACAUUCUAGCACAAAUAUUUCAUUGUGAAAUGACUGCUUUUGUAUCAUAGCAAAGUAAAAGUGCUUGGCUGAACAGCUUUGUGAAUACCUAGGAAAGAUAUGAUUCACCAGUGUUCAGUGGAACUCUGAAUUUUCUGUCUGUUGCCAUAUGUUGUGAGCAGUGUUUAGAUUUAGAGCAGAUGGACUUCUGGUCCUGAAGCACAGCAAACAGCAACCGAAAAGGGGGAGAUAAAGGUGAGAUAGGCAGAGAACAAAGUCUCCCUUUCACAUCUUCUGCACUGGAAUUGGGAUGUUUAUUAGUUGGGUUAUUCUGAAGUAUGUUGCAUACAAAACUGUCAAGUGAGAGUAAAGAGACUUAGGAAGCAAAUCCUUUUAUACAUACAUAGGCUAAAAGAUGUAAAAGUUGUUUCUGAGGUGUUGGAAAAACAGUAUCACUAAUGAUGCAUGUCAAACCUAUAGAGUUUUAUUAACUGUGUGGAGUUGUUGCUCAUGGAAUGUAAAUGUUUGAAGGCAGAAAGCCAGGAAAUAAUCUAGACUGUAAGAGAUGUCUGCAAUUGAUUGACAGGCUGAAUUUCACGGCAGAACUGGGAGAAAAAUAUGGUUGGGAGUAAGGAAUACCAUUAAGUGUAAGCAAAGUCUGGACUGUAAUCUCUAUUAACUGUUCUUCAGAAAUAUGCAUUUCCACAUACGCCUUAUUCUAUUUUAAAUACGUCAUAAACACAGAAGCAUUUAAGUUGGCAUAGUUAAGCACUCCAGUACUAAUAAAUGUCAUAGUAGGGAC